AUGGCCGGGGUCAAGUUCCCCAAGCUGGAAGUCAGGAGGGAAGGAGGCGUGCGAGGCAUGUAUGCGACCAAGAAGAUCGACAGAGGAGAAGUCAUUGUUUCCGUGCCCCCCUCCCUCCUCUUCUCCUAUGAGACGGCCGGAGGAGCGCUCAAAGACGUGUGGAAGAGGACGAAGGACAUGCAGGAGCUGGACCGCCUCACGCUCCUCCUCCUCUACUUCUCCUCCAAGGUCCGCUCGCGCUGGGACUUCUUCCUCUGCGGCAUCCCGGGGAUGAAUGAGCUCGGGCCAGCCGUGCUGUGGAGCCCCAAGAAGUUGAACGAGACGUGCGAGCGAGAGGAGUACUCCUCCCUCUGCUCCUUCGUUGAGAACAGGAGGAGUAUGUAUAAGAGGCUGUGGAGGACGGAAGUCGCGCCAUUGCCGCGCAAAUUUCCGCACAUCUUCUCGCAGCAAGACACAGGUUACUCCAACUACCUGUGGGCCAUCGCUGCUGUCCUGUCGAGGAUGUGGCUGAUGCGGAGAUUCGAGGAGCCCGAGUUUUAUCCAAAUGGCACGUGGAUCGGACCAGCAAAGUGGGUGAUGGCGCCAGUUGCUGAGCUGCUGAACCACAAGCCUCGUGCCGGACACAUCAGGUGGGGGAGUCAGCGUCGUCCGCACCUCGAGGUUGUGAGCGACGUGUCGUACCGCCCGGGAGAGCAAGUGUUCGUCUCCUAUGGGAACAAGUGCAACUUGGAGCUCCUUUUGGAGUAUGGUUUUGAAAUCCCGGGGAACCCAACCAAGUGCGCGGAUGAAAUUCGGGCAGGGAGAGGAGGAGGAGGGAUGCUGGGGAGGGCAAGCAUAGGAGGAGCAGCCAUGGGGAAACAGUACUGGCGAAGCGAGGAGAGGAGAGAGGGAGCGGAGAGGAGGGAGAUUGGGGGAGUGGAAUAUAUUGCGGGAUCACGGCUGGGUCCAGGGAGAUCAGGAAAUCGCACGGCAAGAGCACGGCAGCAAACAAGUAGGGCAAGCGCAGGAGGAGGAGCUGGCGGCGGAGCUUGGUCUCAGUUGAGGCUGGGGAGGAGGGUGGGAGUUGCAGAGGAGACCUUGAUCUGCGGCAACGGGUGA
Guillardia theta CCMP2712 is the source of this 1098-nucleotide messenger RNA. RefSeq lists its product as hypothetical. The coding region runs from base 1 to 1098 and encodes 365 amino acids. Gene Ontology annotation, molecular function: protein binding. The transcript has 4 exons. Lineage: Eukaryota; Cryptophyceae; Pyrenomonadales; Geminigeraceae. The record is from RefSeq and is a predicted model, not a curated record.